Messenger RNA from Ceratitis capitata (Mediterranean fruit fly), 1377 nucleotides. RefSeq names its product lymphokine-activated killer T-cell-originated protein kinase. Gene Ontology annotation, molecular function: ATP binding; protein serine/threonine kinase activity. Gene Ontology annotation, cellular component: cytoplasm. Gene Ontology annotation, biological process: protein phosphorylation. The record is from RefSeq and is a predicted model, not a curated record. The coding region runs from base 98 to 1135 and encodes 345 amino acids. The transcript has 3 exons. NCBI's taxonomy places the organism in Eukaryota, Metazoa, Arthropoda, Insecta, Diptera, Tephritidae.
AAUUAACAAUUUUUGUGGCUGCCAAAGAAACCUGUUGGACCUACUAAUUAUAAGUAACAACAAAAUUUUAAGCAUUUUAAUUCAUUUAUUUAAAGCGAUGGACACACCACGACGCGUUACACGCAACAUGCAUUUACAAAAUUUGCAAAAGUUUAGCACACCGCUGCGUAUACCGCCAUCGCCAUUUAUGAAGAAUCUCGGUUAUGGUACAGGCGUAAAUGUCUACAAAUUAGAACGUUCGCCGAAAUGUGGCCAAGUACGCUCACCUUGGGCUGUGAAACGUGUGUCGCAAAGGAUGCGUAAUAAUGAAAAUGCCAAUAUCUUUAACACACGCAUACAGGAGGAAGCAGAAAUUUUGAGAAAACUAAAGCAUCCUAAUAUUGUGGGUUUCCGUGGUAUUAUCAAAAAUACAGACGGUGUUGAAACAUUGGCGCUUGAAUGUUGCAAAACUUCGUUAGGAACUAUAUUAGAAGAUCGCAAUGAUGAUAACCUUGGACCUCUACCCGCAAAAUACAUUUUUAAAAUGAUUACUGAUGUAUCUAAUGCUCUAGAUUAUUUACAUACUGAAGCCAAUUUAUUGCAUGGUGAUUUGAAAUCGUUCAAUGUGCUGGUGAAAGGUGAUUUUGAAAUUUGUAAAUUGUGCGACUUUGGCGUGAGUUUACCACUAGAUGAUAAAGGAUUGAUAGAUUUCGCUAAAAAUCCGAAAUUACGUUAUGUUGGCACUAAUCUUUGGUCAGCACCUGAAAUAAUGGAUGAGUUGGAAGUAAUUGAUUGUAAAGCAGACAUUUUUAGUUUUGGAUUAAUCAUCUAUGAAACAAUUGCCUUGGCACCACCACACACUUUAGAUAUAGGUGAUGAAAAAGCCGAUGACGAGCCUAAUACCGAUAAAUCCAUCGAAAAUUGUUCUCUUAUAGAUUCGGAUUUUGAUGAGCGCACAGAUCGUGCUUGUGGUACACGUCCACCGUUGCCUCAAGCAUUUGAAUUAACAGAUGAUUAUAAUAUAAUAAUGGAAAUAUUUUAUUGUUGUACAAAUGAAUUAGCAGAAGACAGACCAACAGCAAAAACAAUAACGACUAUGUUGCAAAGUGACGAGGAUAGUUUUCUUGAAAAAGAAAGUCUCAAAAGUACUGCUUAAAAUAUGGCACAAGCAGGAAAUAUAAAAAUUUAAGUUUUAUUUUAACAUAACCUAGAUCUGGAAUUGGUAAUAAUAAUACUAGUAAACUUAUCAAGUUACUACAACUACGUAAAUUCACUUAUGUCGCUCAAUUGUGGAUUUGCUUUAACGAAAUUAUACAUUAACAACAAUACAUAAUAUUAUGCAAAAAGAUUAUAGCAAGUAAAUAAAAACAAUAAACCCAGAAAUAUAUCAUGGCCAAA